AUGGCCGCCAACGGACAGCAGCUGUUCGAGCCUGUGCUCGCGGCACACAGCACAAUGUCGGCGCAGGUGGACCGCGCGCAAAAAGAGCAGGCACAUCAAUACCUGGAGCAGUUUCAGAAGUCGCAAGAGGCAUGGACAACGACUCUGGCCAUAAUUGAGUCAAACUCGGCAGACGCAGGCGCCAAGAUGUUUGCUGCAACCACACUCAAGGGCAAGAUUAUAUACGACCUCCACCAAGUACCCCGCGCACAGCUUCCAGAGCUCCGAGCCUCGAUUAUGCGGAAUCUGCUAAACUUUCACGCUGGUCCCAAGCCAAUUCGUGUGCAGCUGUGCCUGUGCCUGGCGAACCUGGCCAUCCAGAUGACCGAGUGGAAAGACGUGCUCAAAGAUGUCAUCAGCGCUUUUAGCUCAAACCUAGCAAACCUUCCUUGCAUCCUGGACUUUCUCCAUGUCCUCCCCGAGGAAGUUACGCAUGGACGAAAGAUCGCACUCACAGAACACGAGUUGACGAUGAGGACGGCCGAGUUGAUCGAGAGCAAUGCCCAGCCAGUCCUGGAUUUCCUCUUCCAAUAUGCCACAACUACACCUACCGCAGCCCAGAACCCCCAAUUACUGAACUGUAUCACUGCAUGGAUACGAGAGAUCCCACUUGAUGCCAUCAUCAAUUCCCCUCUGCUCAAAAUCAUCAUUGAUGGCCUGGACCUGGAGGAUGAUGCCUUCGAGGCUGCAGUGAAUUGUUUGAGUGCCCUCAUUUCAGAGACCAGAGAUGUCGACGAGACGCUCAAUUCCAUCAUGAUUCUAUAUCCUCAAGUCAUCAACCUCCAGACCAAGCUCGCAGAAGCCGCACAAGAGGAGGACUCUACAAAGUUCAAGGGCAUUGCCAGGAUAUUUACCGAGGCGGGCGAGUCUUGGGUCAUUAUGAUCGCUCGCCUGCCGACCAAUUUCCGCGCCCUGGUGGAAGUCAUACUCAGAACAGCCGCGCUGGACAAAGAGAAGGAUGCCAUCUCGUACACAUUCAAGUUCUGGUAUGACCUGAAGCAAUAUCUGACCCUCGACAAGUAUGCCGAAGCACGCAACCAGUGUCUGGAUUUAUACUCCAACCUCGUCGAUAUCAUGAUCGGACAUCUUGAAUUUCCCAAACCAGAUUCUGGCGACGAGAAAGAUUUAUUCGAGGGUGAUCGUGAGCAAGAGGAGAAGUUCCGCGAGUUCCGUCAUCAGAUGGGCGAUGUGUUGAAGGACUGCUGCGAGGUUAUGGGCGUCGUUGAGUGUCUCCAGAAGCCCUACGACCUUGUACAGCAAUGGGUGCAGACAUACGGCGCUCAAGCUGGACCGAACAAUGUACCAGAGUGGCAGAAACUGGAAGCGCCACUUUUCGCCGUCAGAGCCAUGGGUAGAAUGGUCCCCCCAGACGAGAAUAUCAUGCUACCUCGUCUAAUUCCGCUCAUCGUAACGAUACCCGACCACAACAAGCUACGCUUCCAGGCUGUCAUGGCCCUGGGACGGUAUACCGAAUGGACUGCACAACACCCCGACACUCUUCAACCACAGCUAGAAUACAUCAUGGCAGCAUUCGAUCAUUCGACCAAAGAUGUUAUCCGUGCCGCCGCACUCUCGUUCAAGUUCUUUUGCAAUGAUUGCGCAAGCCUCUUGGUUACCUUUGUCAACCCCUUGCAGGAAUUUUACGCAAAGCAUCUAGACAAGCUACCCAUUAGCAGCCAAGAAGAGAUUACCGAAGGUGUUGCGUCUGUAGUCGCAAAGGUACCAAACGACCAGCUUCUUGCCACACUCAAGCUGUAUCUCGAUCCGGUCAUGGCGAAUCUGAUCCAGCUUGCACAACAGGCCAAGAAUGAUGCGGACCAGAAACUGAUUGCGGACAAGAUAAACCUACUCACAAUAUUCUUCGAAAUGGUAGCACCCGAGUUACCGCCCGGUCAAGAACAUCCCGCCGUCACGUAUUGUCAGGAGAUCUUCCCCACACUUGCAAACAUGAUCACCCACUUCAACUCAAGCAUUCCCAUUCUUGAGCGUGUAUGUCGGUGCUGGCGAUACAUGGUCCUCUCGUACCGGACUGCGAUGCGCCCACUUCUACCAGAUCUCGCUACAAAACUCAUUGAAGGCUUUGACAAGUCAAGACAGGGCUGCUUCCUCUGGGCGACAGCCUCGAUUGUACGCGAGUUCUCCCAAGGCGUGGAUAAUGUCGAUCCGAGCCUCGCAAACGAUGUCUAUCAGUUUUACGAGCAGCAAGCGAAGACUUUCCUACGUAUAUUGAACGACUCGCCACCAGAAGAAAAUCCUGAUCUCAUCGAGGACUACUUCCGUCUUGCCGCAGAUAUGGCGCUCUACUUCCCCUCCGAGUCUAUCAUGUCGCCGCUCAUGGACACGAUUCUCCGGGCAGCCUGUAACUGCCUUACAUUGCUCAAGGAAGAUCCCCUCAUUGCUGUGCUUCACUUUCUGCGGGACUUGCUAGGCUAUGGCCGUAACUCAUCGCCGUCAUCCAGCUUCGACAACACGCGUCACGAAGUUCCCGAACAACUGCGAGACCGCAUAAAGCAGCUUGUUCUCGGUGCUGGUGUUGACCUAGUCCAGCGUAUCAUGACUGGCAUGAUGUACAGUUUCCCCAGAGGUUGCUUCCCUGACUCAUCUGGUGUGCUUCUGGAUCUUUUCGAGCUCAUGCCAGAACAAGUCGCGACGUGGGUUGCUACCACUGUCGCCAUGUUGCCACAAGGAAGCAUCACACCCCAAGAAAGUGAGCGUUUUCUUAACAAUAUCCGUCAACGCAUCCAGACUGGCGAUGUCAGGAUGAUUAGGACAAUCCUUCAAGACUUCACAACCAGCUACCGUCGGAGAAAUGUGGCUCCUCGAGAUGGCCUGGGCGAUUUGGAGGCUUCACGGUUCAGGUUCUCUGGCUAGAGGCUAGAGGAUGAACCGCGGCUCUUGUUUCAAACCUUGAUCGCGCCAUGACUUGCACGUAAAAAUGGUUUUACGUGAACUUCUUCGUGCGAGAGUCGUGGUUGAUGGUUCGAUAGCGCUCAUAUGGAAUGAGCUCACGGGCACACAGGAGAGGGCAACAGCGUGAUGCGCGGUGUGACUCAUAUCGAAACAGCAUAAUUGUACUUGAAGCGUUUGUGUGCGGGCAUUUGCAUGGAAGAUCGGGAUUCGAAAGGCAGGAUACCAUGGGUGAGACAAAGUAGGGUUUCUUGUUACAACUACUUAUUUCUUUCCCUUUGAUUUUUGAUAUUGUGAACAGCUUCAGUGAUGUCUAUUCAAGGCUUGCUCUUACGCGUUCCCCUGCUAGCUGUCCCGAUUAGGUGAACGUAAAAUAGAUGCUACAAUUCCUGGUGAGCACCAA
Molecule: messenger RNA, 3349 nt
Organism: Pyrenophora tritici-repentis Pt-1C-BFP
Lineage: Eukaryota; Fungi; Ascomycota; Dothideomycetes; Pleosporales; Pleosporaceae
Product: Xpo1 multi-domain protein
Biological process (GO): protein import into nucleus
Cellular component (GO): cytoplasm
Molecular function (GO): small GTPase binding
Source: RefSeq, a predicted model, not a curated record